AAGAUAAUCCAUUACCAAACUAUCACCGAAACACUCAGUGACCUUCUUCACUUCUUCUUCUUCUACUUAUCUUCAAGCGGUAAGGACAGAAAGAUUCCAAAAUGGCUCACUCGUGGGAUCAACUAGGGGAAAUAGCUUCAGUGGCACAGCUUACAGGAGUAGACGCCGUGAAACUCAUCGGAAUGAUAGUCACCGCCGCGAACACAGCUCGCAUGCACAAGAAGAACUGCCGCCAGUUCGCACAGCAUCUUAAGCUCAUUGGUAACUUGCUCGAGCAGCUUAAAAUCUCCGAGAUGAAGAAGACGCGUCCCGAGGUUCAGGAGCCGCUCGAAGGGCUUGAAGACGCUCUUAGAAGAUCUUACCUUCUUGUCAACAGCUGCCAAGACAAGAGUUAUCUCUACUUGUUAGCCAUGGGAUGGAACAUUGUUUACCAGUUUCGUAAGGCUCAGGACGAGAUCGAUCGUUAUCUCAAGAUCAUCCCGCUUAUCACUUUGGUCGACAACGUUCGGGUUCGGGAGAGGCUUGAAGUUAUUGACAGUGAUCAGCGUGAGUACACGCUCGAUGAAGAAGAUAGAAAGGUGCAAGAUGUUAUUUUGAAACAAGAAUCCACCAGAGAAGCUGCUGCGUCGGUUCUCAAGAAGACGCUCUCUCGUUCUUACCCGGAGAUGGGUUUCUGCGAAGCGCUUAAAACGGAGAAUGGGAAGUUGCAAGUUGAGUUGCAACGUUCGCGUGCGCGUUAUGACACGGACCAGUGCCAAGUCAUACAGCGUUUGAUUGCUGUUACUGAAACUGUUGAAGAUGUAGAUGAUGAACCUGUGAAAGAUGACUCCUAUGAUGCGGUUUAUCCAAAGAAAAGUAGUACUAGAGGGUUGGAAUCACCACAACACCAGGAAGAAUGGCACACUGACUUGUUGGAUUGUUGCUCAGAGCCUACUCUAUGCUUGAAGACAUUCUUUUUCCCAUGUGGUACAUUAGCAAAGAUAUCCACUGUGGCUACUAACAAACAAAUCACUUCAAGUGAAGCUUGUAGUGACCUAAUGGUGUACUCUUUGAUACUCUCAUGCUGCUGCUAUACUUGUUGCAUAAGGAAGAAGCUUCGGAAGACGCUGAGUAUAAAGGGAGGGUCCAUUGACGACUUUUUGUCACAUCUAAUGUGUUGUUGUUGUGCUCUUGUCCAAGAACUGAGAGAAGUCGAGAUUCGUGGAGCUUCUUACGGUAAACAUAUACAUUUACAGAUAGAUUUUUUACAAAGUUUUGAAUCUUUUGAUCUAAUAUUUAAAGCAGAAACAGAGAAAAAGAAGAUGAAAAACAUGACUCCACCUUUACCUCAGUUCAUGGAAGAAUGAAACUUUUCUAACACGGAGCAGAACAUUAAUCUUGGAUGAUUUUCCUUGAAUAUUUAAUUUAAAUUAGAGUCUCCAUGGAUAUUAUCAGAACGCUCCUUGGUACUUUUCCUUUACAUAGAAUAUGUAAAUUAUGUAGGUGACAUAACAUUUGUAAUCAAUGGACAUUUGACGAAAAUAGCAUGAACCAAACUCGUUGUUACAGUG
Messenger RNA from Brassica napus (rape), 1550 nucleotides. RefSeq names its product protein MID1-COMPLEMENTING ACTIVITY 2-like. The record is from RefSeq and is a predicted model, not a curated record. Gene Ontology annotation, biological process: cell surface receptor signaling pathway. The coding region runs from base 102 to 1346 and encodes 414 amino acids. The transcript is spliced from 5 exons. NCBI's taxonomy places the organism in Eukaryota, Viridiplantae, Streptophyta, Magnoliopsida, Brassicales, Brassicaceae.